AUGGAAUUAGAACAUCGUGUCAAAGCCUACAGAUUUGUGGCAUAUUCAGCUGUUACCUUCUCGGUAGUCGCUGUUUUGUCAGUAUGCGUUACCCUUCCAAUGGUUUAUAACUAUGUUCACCAUAUCAAGAGAACAAUGCACCAAGAAGUUCAAUUCUGCAAGGUAAAGUACUUUAGAAUUCAAUUCGAACAUAUUUACGUAUAAUUAUUUAGGGAUCUGCUAAGAACAUCUGGUCUGAGGUUAACACAUUGAGAACUGCUGGAAACAGAACCGCCCGUCAAGCUGGAUACGACUCAGGAGUCACUGGAGGAUCUGCUACCGCUGGAGGAAGUUGUGAUGAUUGCUGCUUGCCAGGAGCUGCGGGACCAGCUGGACAACCAGGAAAGCCAGGAAGACCAGGAAAGCCAGGAGCACCUGGACUCCCAGGAAACCCAGGACGCCCACCUCAGCAACCAUGCAAUCCAGUUACCCCACCACCUUGCCAACCUUGCCCUCAAGGACCACCAGGACCACCAGGACCACCAGGACCAGCCGGAGAUGUUGGAGCCAACGGAAACCCAGGAUCACCAGGACAAGACGGAGCCCCAGGACAACCAGGAAACAAGGGACCAGCUGGACCAAACGGAAACCCAGGACAACCAGGACAACCAGGAUCUCCAGGACCAGACGCUCAAUCCGAGCCAAUCGUUCCAGGACCACCAGGACCACCAGGGCCAGCUGGGCCACAAGGACCAGCCGGACAACCAGGAAACCCAGGACAAGACGGCCAACCAGGACAACCUGGACCAAAGGGACCAAAUGGAAAUCCAGGAUCUCCAGGACAAGACGGAAACCCAGGAAGCCCAGGAGAAGCUGGAACUCCAGGAGGUGUCGGAGAAAAGGGAAUCUGUCCAAAAUACUGCGCCAUCGACGGAGGAGUUUUCUUCGAGGAUGGAUCCCGCCGUUAA
This is a messenger RNA of Caenorhabditis angaria, 947 nucleotides long. The record is from the annotation of a GenBank genome assembly. NCBI's taxonomy places the organism in Eukaryota, Metazoa, Nematoda, Chromadorea, Rhabditida, Rhabditidae.